UUGCUGAAGUUCAAAUUAGGCAAUGGAUCUGGACACAGAGAAUCGUCUAGCUUCAUUACUCCUUGAAGAAGCACGGAGAUUACAGUCAGAGGCUGACAGGGAAGGUGUUCAUGCAUAUCUGCAAAAGCCCAAUGUUAGGCAUCGCCCAAACUCCCGGUUCCUCACAGCCACAGUUCGUGGAGUUCAACAAGGAAGUGUAAAUCUGUGCGCGAGCACAGAUGCUCGGCUUAUCUCGCACGUUGUUUCUCUCCUAGAUUCGUGAAGUUUCUGGUACUGUACCUUGUAUAAAGAUCGGUAUUUAUUUCCUCCUUCACUGUUGAUCUGGCCCACACUGGUCGCUGAGUUAUUGUGCUGGAUACCCACAGAUGUCUUCUGGCCCAGACGUCGUUUCACGGUGGGCCAUCUGCACCUUUCUCCACCAUUCUGAGCAGUCCCAUUAACCCAAUCCAUCCCAGAGACUUCCAUAAAAAAUAUCCCAGAAACAACUUCACUUCCACCAGCAACUUUCCCCUUCAAGAUUCUUCUCCUACCUAUAUGGCCAUACCAAGCACCCCCCCCCCCCCCCCCCCCCAACUCACUCCCUUCCUAAUCCUCGAUCGUCCUCCCUGCCGCCGCAGAUGUCAACUGCUGCCUCGUCCUCAGCUACCAACAAAAUCCUCCCGCUGAUUUCUUGCCGGGGCAAGGUCAUCAACUUCGUCUCACACCCGGAUCUACAAACUGGUCUGUGUGGUUUUUCAGAUGGCCUGAAGGCUACGUCGCCUAGCUCGAAUGCCAUCCUGUCGCCCAGCAAGAUCAAGCUCAGCAGCCUCCGAUUAAAGCAAACGUUACGAGCCGUGGCUCACCAGCAGUCUCCAACGGAAGUAACAAUGACUCGCACGCCCCAUGGACGUCUGCCGUUUUCCUGCCCCACAGAACAUGACACCAGCAUACGUAUGCCAAACAAAAGCACAUUUAAUACCGCUCAGUAUUUCCCAGCAAACCGUGUUGUGGAGGUUGAUGAAAUGUGGCGUGCCAGGGAGAAGGAACUUGAACUUGAGUCUAAGCUGAAAAGAAGAAAUAAAGAGCGUGGUGACUCUAGAGGGGAGAAACGCAAAGGUGACUCGAGAAAUAUGAGUUCCAGCUCAAAGAUUGAAGAAGGGACUGCUUAUAAUAGUUCUUACUCAGACCAGGAUGAUGGUCUAGGGGAUGAUGAAGUUGAAAAGUUUCUGCAUUCAAGGGUAAAGCGAGGAAGAGGUGCCGUUGGCUCUAGGAUGGAUGAACCUGGUCCAUACCUAAAGGAUUCAUCGCAUUGUCGAGACAAAGAACCUAGCCCGGAUAUACGUUUGGAAGAAAAAUGGGAACGCCGAGUGCAAGGUCCGGAGAGGCCACUGUUUUUGAGAUCCAAGUCUCUUGAUGAUUGUUGGCAUGGGGAAACAUUGGAUGAUAAUAAGCCAUCUAGCUCUUCUGAAGCACACAGGAAGAAGGAAAAUAAAAAGGAGAGGAGAUCGGAGAAAAAAGAGAGAAAAGACAAGAAGAAGGCCAAGCAUCGCCACCGCCACCACCAUCACAAAAGCCGAAGAAGGGAGUGAUGUGCCCCAUUACUGAACUACAAUUUGUACACAAGAAAGAAAGGGUUCUGUUACUGAAAGAUGCUGCUACAUGCUGCUAUUACUUGUUCGUUGGGAACCUGUGUUGUAACUAAAACUCCGCCAGCGCGCACAAGGGGAUGCGGUUGGCACUGUGCCCCGUGUUUAAACAUGUUAUGUGUUGCUCGAGUUGAACUUCCUUUGCCUAUAACAUGAUUGGCAUCUGAUGAGA
Triticum aestivum (bread wheat) is the source of this 1797-nucleotide messenger RNA. RefSeq names its product nucleolar protein 58. The coding region runs from base 618 to 1568 and encodes 316 amino acids. The transcript has 6 exons. The record is from RefSeq and is a predicted model, not a curated record. NCBI's taxonomy places the organism in Eukaryota, Viridiplantae, Streptophyta, Magnoliopsida, Poales, Poaceae.